Ruditapes philippinarum (Manila clam) is the source of this 737-nucleotide messenger RNA. RefSeq lists its product as uncharacterized. NCBI's taxonomy places the organism in Eukaryota, Metazoa, Mollusca, Bivalvia, Venerida, Veneridae. Gene Ontology annotation, biological process: proteolysis. The transcript is spliced from 5 exons. The coding region runs from base 174 to 737 and encodes 187 amino acids. Gene Ontology annotation, molecular function: serine-type endopeptidase activity. The record is from RefSeq and is a predicted model, not a curated record.
GCUAAAGUUGCGCAAAUGUCAUAUCGUGAAUGACUUUUAUGUGCUUUACCUUACAAAUAAAAGAAACUUUAUGAAAUUCAAGAUAAAUAGUGAUAAGCAAACGUAAAUGAAAUAUCUCACGUAGAUGUCAUGACAACGAUGGUUGAUUAGGCUACAUCAAUUAACAUUUGAAUAUGAGAUCUGUCAUUAUUUCAGUAACCAGUUUGGUUGAAUGCACCUCUAUUGACAAGUUACAAACGAAAAUAAAGAAUGGCAUGACAACGAUUCAAGAAAAGUUUUCAUUUGUAGCGAAGAUUGAGAAGGAUGGAAAACAUGUUUGUUCAUGUGUUCUUAUAGACUACAAUGUUGCCAUAACAUUGACGUCAUGCGUUGAAGGGCCAUUGUCAAAUAUAAGAGUUCUAAUCAAGAGUGGAAACCGCGGAAAUUUUACGUCUACAAAGAUUCAGAACACUAUGAAACUUGAUAAGAAUAAAAAGGUCAUCUUGAUAGAACUUGAAAAAAAGAUUGCAAACAGAGAAACACUGCCCAGCAGACGACACAGUAUAAAAAAGAGCUCAGUCUGUAAAGUAGUCGGAUUUUCAUCUAAUGGCAAAAACCUGGAAGAAGUAAAAAUAUACACAAAACCACUGAAUAAAUGUUCAGUCACAAACAAAAAGAUGUACUUUUGCUAUGAUGUAGAAAAGGAAACAAAGCUGUGUCAGGCUAUGAAGAAGUUGAACACAGGUCAGAAAAAUUAG